Molecule: messenger RNA, 495 nt
Organism: Orycteropus afer afer
Lineage: Eukaryota; Metazoa; Chordata; Mammalia; Tubulidentata; Orycteropodidae
Source: RefSeq, a predicted model, not a curated record
AUGCUCUUUUUCAACCAGGUUUGGCAGCUCAGGUGCAGGUCACAGUUGGCAGACAAUUUAGAUGCAGUUAAUACUAGUAUAUUUAUUACAAGAAGGCCUGAGAAAAAGAUCAUGAGGUAUAUGUUUCAAUUACCUGCAAUUGCGGAGUCCUCCUGGAGAAAGCAGCUUGUCAGCACAGCUCAACAAUUUGUCAACAGCAGAAUCCACCCUGGGAAGGUGGUCGUGUUCACCAAGUCCACUUGCUCCUACUGCAGACAGACCCAAGAGAUCCUCAGCCUGUUGCCUUUCGAACAAGGGCUCUUGGAAUUUGUUGAUAUCACAGCCACCACUGACAUAAACUCGAUUCAGGAUUAUCUUCAACAACUCACAGGAGCCAGAACUGUACCUUGGGUUUUUAUGGGUACUGAAUGUUUAGGUGGAUGUUCUGAUCCAAUAAUGAUGCAAAAGAAUGAGGAACUGUUGAAGUGGCUAGAGGAGAUGGGAGUUCUAAAAUAA